AUGGCCCUGUCAGCAUCGCACGCGCUGACGUCACGGGACAGCUUCUUCCGGCCGCGCUACCUCAAUGAGGCACCGGUGCUGAGCGAGGCGGAGGACCUGCCACACCUGAGGGAGGUGGAGCUGUGCGUGAACGCGGACCUGGUGCACGUGGAGAACAAGUACGGCGCCUUCCUCUCCCAGCCGCACCUCGCCUUCCGCCCGCAGCUCUUCUCCUCGCCCCUUUCCGACCGCUCGGCCGCGGGGCCUGGGCGGCCGGGCGCAGGGCGCGAUGGGGAGGACGAUGAUGCGGACGUGGAGCCGUACCUGGAGAACAGGGACCCCGACGACGAGCACUAUGGGGGCCCACCCAUCAUGGCGUACGAGCCUCUGUUCAGCUGGGAGACGGACAGAGCUGCUGUGAUCGGCCAGCGCAUGCCCAUCAAGCCCAUUGUCAGCAGCACAGUAGGCACACGCUUCUCUGUGCGAAUACUAUCAUUCAACGUACCAGCGGGCCUUGUGGAGCCCUUUUAUGGCACCAUCUGUUUGUAUCACACGGAGAAGAAGGAGAAGGUUUCAGAGGACUUCCAUUUCCAGUACCUGCCUCUCUCCUGGGACGGGGAGAGCACGUCCCCCGAGCUGAGGGCGAUAUUCACGGUGGAGAGGGAGGCAGCAGCGCUGUGCCUGCUGGUGCAGGUGGAGCGAGCCGUCACAGAGGAGAGCAUUAAUGGUGUCAAGGGAUCCGUGUACACGCGCAAGGACCCUCCCGUUUUGACAGAGAGGGAGGCAUCGCGACUCUCAGAAUGGGCACAGAGCAUGCCAUUCCGCGAGGCCUUUGCGUUCGCCACCAUCCCUCUCUUCGACUCAGCAGGCACUGCUGGCUUCGGGAGCAGCAGCACAGGGGGCGGCACACCGGGGGUGCUGGGCGGGGCAGCAGGGGGAGGGGCAGGGGAGGGCGCAGGGGGGCCUGGGACGCCGGGGUCUAGCAGUGGGGCACUGGGGGAAGGGGGGGGGGUCUGCGCCGCGGACCCCAAGCGCAAGGUGCACAAGCCAGUGCGCAUGUCCAUGCAGGUGGAGGUGGAGCGGCUGCCAGGCAGCACUGCUCUCUCCCACUCCGCCCAAGGGGGCCCUGCAGGGACCAGCACCCCGUACAGCCAGGCAAUGGGUCACACGCGGUCAAUGGAGUCAAUGGGGUCAGAAGCGGACGAAGUGGGCGGGCUCAGCCGCACCUUCUCCAUCUCCCGCCUGCUCAACGGGUUCCACGCGUUGGACUUCACGGACAUGACACGUGCAGAGCCGUUCACCCAUCUGGAGCACCUGGCGUUUGUGUACCCGCACAGCGUGACUCUCCCCAAGAAGCUCAACCUCUUCAUGCGCCUCGAGCUGCGCGAUGACGACACCGACCUCCAGUCCUCCCGCCCACAGCUCGAGGCCAUCUUCCCUUGGGAGCGGGAGCAUGCGAUGCAGCGAGUGGCGUCGUCACAGGUGGCCAUGGGCAUGCGCCCGUCGCUCUUCCACGACGAGUUUAAGAUCCAGCUGCCCGCCGUGCUGCGCCCCUCCCACCACCUCCUCUUCUCCUUCUUCCACAUCGACCUUGCCGUCAAGGCCGACCGCCCCAAACCGGUCGUGGUUGGCUACUCUGUCAUGCCUCUGUCAGCUGUCACACAGUCAUUCAAGGGCGAGAUGAACCUACCCAUGUCCAAGGAACUUCUACCCAAGUACCUGCACGAGAGCACGAAAGCCAAGCUGACCUACUGGGAGGAGGGCAAGCCCGUGUUCCGCCUGCGCACGCGCCUCUUCUCCUCGCUGCUCCCCCUCUCCGACCGCCUCCGCGACUUCUUCCGCCAGUACGACCGCCACGUGCUGGAGGCCCCUCUGCCGCGGGAGGAUCUGCUGGAGUCAAUCAAUGGGCUGAAGGGGGUGGAUACGGUGGUGCUGCUGCAGUUCCUGUACCCGCUGCUGAACAUGCUGCUCUGCAUGAUUGGAAACGGGGUUGAGACGCUGCAGGUGGCGGCAUUUCGAGCCACUGUUAACAUUGUAUCGAGGGUGCAGGCAGAGCUGUCACCCAACGUGCCGCGCAACCGCUUCCUGGUGCACUUUGUGGACUUUGUGUUUGACGACCUGGGCCGCCAGCAGCCCCCCGUCUACCCCGGCCUCAGCAACGUCUGGCGCUCCCUCGCCCGCAGCAAGUCCCGGGGCUUCCGAGUAGGUCCGGUGUACAGCGAGGCGCUGUCCAUGGCAUGGUUUGUGCUGGAGCUGGUCGUCAAGUCCAUGGACCUCGAGCUCGCCCAGGUGCCGCAAGGCGAUGAGAUAGCGCGGCUGAGGCUAGAGGACGAGGUGUUUCUGUGCAUCCGGCAGCUCUUUGAGUGCUUGCUGGUCGAGGUGCAGGACAAGGCCGACUCUGACUACCCCCUCGCGCGCCGCCUCACCAACUCCCUCGCCUUCUUCUGCUACGACCUCAUUACGGUCGUCGACCCGCCUCAAGUGUUCGAGCUGGUGGGGCUGUUCCUGUCGCAGCUAGCAGGCAUGUGUCCAGCGAACCAGCACUCCCUCAAGCUGCACUUCCUCCGCAUCCUCUGCGACCACGACCUCUUCGUUGAGACACCCGGCCGAGGGCCCACAGAAAAGAACUAUCUGUCGACAGUGCUGGUGAAGGACCUGUUUACAGGCUUGAACCAUGACGACCCCAACCAGCGAGCCACGGCAUCGCGCAUGCUGACAUUCCUGCUGGCCAAGCACGAGUACGAUGCGCGCUACCAGCAGGCGGACCUCAAGCUCUACAUCUCGCAGCUCUACUUCCCCAUCGUCACCCAGCUACUGGACGAGCCACGUGUGUUCACGCGCCUGGGGGUGCUGCAGAAGCGGCAGGUUGUGGUGGCGGUGCUGGCAGUGCUGAGGCAUGUGGACAGCGAGACACUUCUCAAGGCGUGGAAGCACAGCGCUGCUCGCACAGAGCUCUUCUUCUCACUGCUGCAGGAAUCGCUCUUCCUCUUCCAGUACACGGGGCGCACGGGGGUGAGCACGGGCGAGCUGGGCGCAGUGGUGCGGAACCAUCACAGCCUGGACGGCAAGGGGCGCAAGGGAGGCAGCGAGGGGGAGCUGCCGCCCUUCCCACUCUACUCCGACCGCAUCUCCCUCUCUGCCAAUGACUCACUUGACAGCAUGGCACUCGCAGAUUCCAAGGGGAGUGGCGAGCGGGAGCAGCUAGUGCGCAAGUACAGCGGUGUAUCCUCCACCGCCGCACCACCACAGACUCCUGUCCGCCCGCCUGUGCCGCUACGGGAGGAGCUGAGACGCGCCCGGGUGGCGCCGCUGGAAGCCAUGACCAUUCUCAGACAAGGCUUGCCACCCGUUGCUUCCGAGAGGCUGGCCAUGUGGGAGGCCACCAUGGCAGGGUGGGUGUCACUGCAGGUGCUGGAGGUGUUGGAGCAGUUCAGCGACCUGGCAGCGGAGGGGGCGGUGGUGACGGACUAUGACACCAUGGACUGCCUCACUGGGCCCAUCUCCGCCCUCCUCAGCAUGCCCCAGCCGGUGUCGUUCUGGGAGGUGUUUGUGCCGGCCUUUGCAGAGAUGCUGCGGCUGCACGGCCGGGCCAUGCUGGCGAGCAGCAAGGCGAACGACGCGCGGCUCAAGGACAUGUUUGGGAACCUGCUCAAACGCCUCAUUGUCAAGCCCGAGUUCGUGCGCAAGCGAGCGCUACUGUGCUUGCUGCUGCUUCUUCGGACGGCCCUGCUGCACAUGGGUAAUGUCCACCACCUGAGAGUCAUCCUCACAGUCGCUCUCUCUGAAGUGAUGAUGCAGCUGCGCCUGCUGCAGCGUGGUGCCAGGCCCGGGGAGAUCACCGAGUCUCUCGAGGUGGAGCGGCUGCGCUUCUCAUUGGAGGAGCUAGGCUCGGAAGAGACGUGGUUCGGGCUGCUGGCAGAGAGCGGGCUGCCAGACAUGUGCCUUGAAAUCAUGGUGGGGGAUGAAGAGGCAGACGAGGAGGAUGAGGAUGAUGAAGAGGAGGAGGAGGAUGAGGAUGAGGAUGAGGAGGAUUAUGAUGAGGAGGAGGAUGAGGAGGUGGAGUUUGAUGAUUUGGAUGACUACUACAUCCCGCCGGUGCAGGCAAAUACAUGGGAAUCACAGCCCCUCAAUGCCCCUUUCCGUGUUCCCCGCACAGUACCAGUCUCUGUUCCCAUUCAGAUGGAGGGGCUCAAGACGUCCAACGAUUGCUACGCCAUGGUGGCACAGGCGUACAGGCACGUGUUGAAUGCAACCCCGCAUUCCCCCCUUCUGUGCUCCCACCCAACCCGUCCCACCCAUACCCAUCCGAUGCAGAUGGAGGGGCUGAAGACGUCCAACGACCAGUACACCAUAGGGGAGAGCUGCUACAUUUGGGCGCAGGCGUACGGGUACAUGUUAAAAGCAACCGCGCAAUCCCCCCUUCCGUGCUCCCACCCACCCCGUGCCACCCAUCCGACACAGAUGGAGGGCCUGAGGACGUCCAACGACCGGUACGCCAUAGUGGAGAGCUACUACAUCCUGGCGCAGGCAUACGGGCACAUGGAGGGGCUGAAGACAUCGAACGACCGGUAUGCCAUAGUGGAGAGCUACUAUAUCCUGGCGCAGGCGUACGGGCACGUGCCGGACCUGUACAUCAUGUGGAUGCUGCACCUCUGUGAGGCGCACCAGGAGAUGAGCCAGUGGGCCGAGGCCGCCCAGUGCGCUGUCUCCGUGGCGGGGGUGGUCAUUCGGGGUCUGCACGCGUCCACCACAAGGGAGUGCGCAUGGGAAGCCGAGCACCUGGAGCUGCUCUGGCGGGUCUGCCCUCUCGCCCGCCACCAGUGGCGUGCGCGUCCCUCGCGCCCCUCCGCCCGCCCGCGCCUCCCCAACAGCGCCUCCAAGGGCGCUGGGGGAAGCGCGGGUGCAGCGGCAGCAGGGGGAGGUGGGGAGAGUGACUUUGGGGCGACGUGUCUGAACACGGACAGUGCGGUGAAGUACUUGCAGAUGGCGUCCAGCUUCUUUGCCAAGGCCGAGCUCUUCCACUUCUGCGCCGAGAUGCUCUCCCUUACCAUCCCCGUCUUCCGCUUCCGCCGGGAUUUUUACCAGCUGUCCAAGUGCCACACGUCGCUCGCAGGCAUCUACGACAACGUGCUGGCGCAGGAGCAGAACCCAAUCCCCUUCAAGGACGCAACAUACUAUCGAGUCGGCUUCUACGGGGAGCGAUUCGGAUACAUCGAUGGCAGGGAGUUUAUAUACCGAGAGCCACGGGAGGUACGGCUGGGCGACAUUAUGGAGAAGCUGAAAUCGCUGUAUGACGCGCGUGAGCCUGAUGAGGAGCCCCUCCACGUCAUCCAGGACUCGCGCCAGGUGGACCCCGCCGCCCUCAAGCCCGGCUUCGUCUACAUGCAGAUCACCGCCGUCGAGCCUGUCGUUGGGAUUGGCGACGACCGCUGGCUCGGCCGAACCAUCGACCCAGCCGUGGCAGGAGCUCCGGUGUUUAAUUGCUUCUUUUUUGACACGCCGUUCACGCCGAACGGGAAGCAGCACGGGCGGAUGGAAGACCAGUGGAAGAGGCGGACGCUGGUGUACACCCAGAGCACGCUGCCGAGCCUGAUCAGCCGGCAGCCGGUGGUUCGGUCGGAGGUUCGGGAGUACUCGCCGCUGCAAUGCGCCGUGGAGAUCAUAGAAAACAGGUCGCAUGCACUGGAGAUGGAAAUGGCGAGCCAGUUGGGAGCGGGGGGAGGAGCAGGGGGGGGAAUGGGAGGAGCAGGAGGGGGACGAGUGCCGCAGGACCCAGCAGCAGUGACGGCUCUGAUAGCCGCAGCUGCGACAGCCAGCGGGUCCCUACGGCUGCCUCGGAUACAGACGCUGCAGCGGCUGCUGCAAGGGAGUGUUGCGCUGCAGGUUAACAGCGGGGUGUUGGGUGUAUGUAUGGCGUUUUAUGAGGCCAAUCCUCAUGGCCUGGAGCCGAGACCCAAGGACCCGUUGAAGCUUCAGUCACCGUCGGGUGUUGAGACAUUGACAGAUGCGAUCGUGCGGUUUGUGGUGGUGUGCAAGCGGGCGGUGGCGGUGCAUGGGCGGGCAGUGACAGAGGUUGAUAGGGAUUUCCAGGAGCAGCUUGAGAGGAGCAUGGAGGAGCUUGAAAGGGAGAUUUCGCCCUUCAUCCCAGUGCUUAGGAAAUGA
Messenger RNA from Closterium sp. Yama58-4, 6141 nucleotides. The record is from the annotation of a GenBank genome assembly. Lineage: Eukaryota; Viridiplantae; Streptophyta; Zygnematophyceae; Desmidiales; Closteriaceae.